ACGCAACAGGUCCUGUUCACACUGAGUCUCCAGUCUGAAGCCAUUUUGCUUGGUUAUGGGAAUUCCCCAAGUCUCACAGUGAAAUUGCUUCCCCCCUAUUCACCAGUUUCCUUAAAAAGUGCAUGGCUCUCCGACACAAGCCAAACUGAGUGGGUUAUAGAAUCAUGCUUAGCAAGUGAACAACACAAUGGAAGGAAAGGGUCCGUAUCGCAUCUAUGAUCCUGGCGGGAGUGACAUCAAGACCAGGGAUGAGGUUGGAGGAGGAAGCAGUUAUCGGCAGCUCCUGGAGGAGAACAGCAUGCUGAGGGAGAGGAUGAAGGGUCUUAAGAGCCUGGGCGACUUGCUUGAAGAGUCCCAGCUGGAAGCGUCAAGGCUUCGUCAGAGAGUGGAGGAACUUGUGCGAGACAACGAGGCCCUCAAGUCCUCCAGCUACGCAGCCAGUCUGUGCGUAGCAGGACCUGUUCGCACUGAAACACAAAGCAAACCUUGUUUGCAUCCCACUGCGGAGCCGAGGGAAGAGGAAGCAAGCUGUUUCGCCAAGGCCAUUCAGCCUAACAGACUUAAUGAUGCCUUAUCAGAGUUUGAAUUGGUCAAUAUGGACGGAAGGACUUCAGAUGCGUUGACGGCCCGGUCCACGACUGGAGUUAUCCCUCUCCUGCCUCAGGAGAACAUCGAGCUGGCGAGCCAGUUGAAGAAACUGGAAAGCUCCUUCAGCAUAUUCGCCGAGGAGUCCAACCCAAACCAGCUGUUAGCUCACCUGGGCCGAAUGGCUGUGGAGUUUCACCAUCUUUCCUCUAAGGUCCAAAAAAAUGAACAAAGGACGUCCCUUCUACAGACUUUGUGCGAGCAGCUCAGACAAGAGAACAAUGAGCUUCGGAAGAAAAUGGAAGAGGAUCAUCAUAUCAGGAAUCGAGAUUUGGAACAAUUGAGGCAAGAGAAUCAGAAACUGAAAGAGCUUGUAACUGGAGGAGCAUCAGCGGCAUCAACGUCAGCAGCGGCAGCGGCGGCAGCAGCAGCAGUAGCAACAUCAUCUUCAUCGUCGUCAUCUGCGGCAGCUUCUGACACCGAAGCUCCCGACACCAAAGAUGAGCCAGUUAAAGAGGAGUGUGCCACGGUGAGGCCGAAGAUGGAAGCCACUACGCCACAGAAGAGUGGAAAAGCUGCAGGGAAAAGCCCAAACAAACCUUGUGAUGUUGAGGUUUACGAAAAGAAGAUCAAGCUCCUGGAGAAGCAGAGAAAAGAUGUACUUGAAGUGAACAAGCAGUGGGACAUUCAGUGGAACUCGAUGAAGUCACAGUUUGAGCAGAAGAUCACAGAUCUCAGACAAAGGCUCGCAGAAUCCCAGAAGACAGUGGUUGAACUGGAGGCGGAACGAGAGCAGAGGCAGCGAGACUACGACAAGAAACUGUUGCUGGCAAAGUCCAAGAUUGAAAAUGUGCAGGGCGAGAAGGAGUGUCUAAACACUGAGACCACUGAGUUGAAGCAGAAAGUCCGCUACCUGCAGGACCAGCUGUUGCCGCUCAGCAAGCAGCGAGAGUACCAGGAGAAGGAAAUCCAGCGUCUGAACAGGGCUUUGGAAGAAGCCUUAAACCUGCACGCCCCGUCAUCUUCCCAACAACCACCCGGCCAGGAUGCUGCCAAUAACCUGAAGAAACAGGAACUACUCACUCAAAUUGCUGUUCUAAAAGAGCAGGUCAAAAUCUUUGAAGAAGAUUUCCGAAAAGAACGAAGCGACAGGGAACGAAUGAACGAGGAAAAAGAAGACUUGAGGCGGCAAGUGGAGCGACUGCAGAUUCAAAUUACUAAUCUGACCAAUCAGCUCCAUCAGGCACAAAAUGAGUGUCAGCGAGAACACACAGAGAGAUGCAAGCUGGAGAGACUACAGAUGCAGCAUCAUAAGCAGGGGCAGCAACAGGAAAGACGUACCUCAGACCCUACGUCAGGCUCAGUGAACGGCCCGCUGAGCCCCCCCUACUGUGGUCCCUUUGUGCAGGUGGGACCGCAGGGCCUUGAGGGCUGGCCCAUACACUUCCCUCCCCGGAUGCCCAAUGCCGCAGCCGCAGCAGCUCCACCCCCUGUACGAGACUUCCAGCCUGGUACCCCGGUAAGGGUCCUCAAAGGUCCCUCUGUCUCAGGCGGGUUUCCAUGGCAGUCUUCAUCAUUUCUACAACCUAGAGGACCUAGAGCGGUGGGGGAGAGUUCACGACCAGCACCAGAUAAUGCAGAUCAAUCCGCAGCAACAGCAGCAGCAUCAACAGCAGCAUCAACAGUUGGAGGAGGAGGAGGAGGGGCAGGAUUUGGAAAAAGGGAGCGACAGAAUAUAGAUCCUGGAAAGCACUAAAAUGUCACCACCUGAUGGAAAUUGGGUUGUAGCAUGAAAUCAGUUUGUUUUGAUUUGAAAAAAGGUGUGAUUUGAUCUAUAAUUUUCCUACUGAACUGUAGAUAUCCUAUUGUAAUGUUGUUUAUACUUGCGUUUUAUAAGGCUAUUUGUGGAACACUUCGCUAUUCUGAAUAUAAAACUAUUUACAUUUUGCGUUUUUUUUUUUUUUUUCUUGAACUGAAGUUUUGUUAAAUGGGUUGGAAUACUUAAACACUUAUACUCUUUGUAUCCAGAAAUACACCUUUUUGUGUUCCAAUCUGCAACAGCUUGUAAGGUUACAGGAAGCCAUUCCCCACUAUGAGCAAGACUAUUGUCAUUCCAACAGUAACUGCAUAGGUAAAUUCAAGGACUACAUCUACAAAAGUGAAUGUUUAAUUGAUUUACGAAGACUUCCGCAGUAUGUUGAUGUGAUAGAAAUGUCCCAUAUGUGUAACUGGUCAAAAUGUGGUUGUUGCAUACAAACAUUUUUGGGCUUGGGGAGGGGAUUUUGAUGGUAUCAUACCAUACAAUUGUGAUUGAUAAUUUAUUUAUAAUCUGCUGUUUUCAUAGUUGCAUUGAUUAAGUGUGAAUCAUUGUCUUUUAGUAAUGCUGCUCUAUGUUGUUAGUGUAACCUGAUAUAUUGUAGCUAUACAUUGUAUGUUUGUUUCAGACACAGUACACCAACGCACAGUGCAUACAUAAACUUUUACUUUUCACCAUGAUGAUGGACCUAAUCUCAUUAAAAACACAGCACUUCUACGACGGUUUAUUUGACCACUUAAUGCAUCUUGUAAUUGCAUUUCUAGCCAUGUGUGCGGUAUCUAGCAGUUAUGACUGAAGUCAUGACACAUGCCAACCAUCUUUAAUCAGCAUGCAGAGCAGAUGGUGCAGCAGCGCCGACACCUCUGUUAUUACUCUGUGACACCUGCCUUGCCAACUGGCACGCCGGUUCAGGAUCCCCGUUAUGAUACACAGGAGACAUAACUUCAGAUUAUAACAAUGUUGCUUCUGUUUUUUUUAAGGUCACUCAGUCUCAAGGUCACACAUCUAAUAUGUGACCUGUAUACUCACAUAUGGGAGCAAUGAGGUAGUCAGAUGAAGGGCUUCAAAAGUUUGAGCGCUGGGGGGUGGGCUUCAUUUUUAACUCAUAAAUUAACUAGGAAAAAUGAGUUGAAUCCUAUCUGUGGGAACUAAAGGGGGAUGUUGCUGAAUCUGCACUUUUUGAAAAGGUUUUCUUUAGAACGACUAGCAGUUGGUUUCUUGGUUUGCAGACCCCUUUUUCUGUUUUGCUGUAGGCAAAAGCACAUGUGAGACUUUUGUAUUUGACUGGCUUAAUAAAUUGAUUCUAAAUGUUUA
This is a messenger RNA of Doryrhamphus excisus (bluestripe pipefish), 3715 nucleotides long. It is a transcript of the gene tnip1, whose product is annotated as TNFAIP3 interacting protein 1. The record is from RefSeq and is a predicted model, not a curated record. Lineage: Eukaryota; Metazoa; Chordata; Actinopteri; Syngnathiformes; Syngnathidae. Gene Ontology annotation, biological process: regulation of transcription by RNA polymerase II; cellular response to lipopolysaccharide; negative regulation of canonical NF-kappaB signal transduction.